This is a messenger RNA of Zonotrichia leucophrys gambelii, 1305 nucleotides long. RefSeq names its product Fc receptor-like protein 2. Gene Ontology annotation, molecular function: transmembrane signaling receptor activity. The record is from RefSeq and is a predicted model, not a curated record. Gene Ontology annotation, cellular component: plasma membrane. Gene Ontology annotation, biological process: cell surface receptor signaling pathway. Lineage: Eukaryota; Metazoa; Chordata; Aves; Passeriformes; Passerellidae.
AUGGCCGGGAAGGUGGCGCUGCUCCCGUGGGCCCAGACCCUCGGCCUCGCUGGUGCCCAGACUACCCAGCUUCUCGUAGAGCCCCCCUGGAGGCCGGCGGUGCUGUGGGACCGGGUGACACUGACCUGCCAGGGCUCAGGGACCGCCAGUGCCACCACCUGGUACAAGGAUGGACGGCGCUGGGGGCAGCAGGGACCUGACCGCCUCACUGUCACCGAGAGUGGCACGUACAAGUGUGACAGACCCGGCACCGGGCGUAGCCCUGCUCUGAGAGUCUUAGAUGACAGGCUGGUGCUGCAGGUGCACGCACGGACACUGCUGGAGGGGGAAACGGUGACACUGCGCUGCCGGAGCUGCUGGAGCAACACGGUCACCUCGGUGUCAUUUUACCGUGAGGGGAAGAAACUGCGGGGGCUCCAUGAUGGCACCGAGCUGUCCCUGUCCCCUCUGCAGCAGCACCACAGAGGCAACUACCACUGUGAGGGCCGGGUGAACAAAGUGGUGUCAAAGCAGAGGGUGUCAAAGAGGGUUACAGUGACAGUACACAGGGUCCCAGUCUUGGGGGGUUCCCUGUCAGUGCAGCCCCCCGGGGGACAGGUGGCACUCGGGGACAGCCUGAUGCUGAGCUGUGAGGUGGCCACAGGGACAGGGCCCCUGUCCUCCUGGCACCGAGAGGGCUCAGGAGCACUGCAGGGCACCAGCCCCUGCCUGGAGCUGCGCCACGCUGGGGACAAUGACAGCGGCCAAUACUGUUGCCAGGUCAGCGACGGGGACAGUGUGGCCGAGAGUGACCCCCUGAAUGUCACCGUCCUGGUGCCCGUGUCCAAUGCCACCAUCACCCAUGGUCCCCUGUCACACCAGCUGCGUGCAGGUGACAACGUGACCCUGUGCUGCUCGGUGCAGGUGGGCUCAGCCCCUGUCACCUUCACCUGGCUGCACAACGGGCAGGAGAUGGCCUGGGGUCCCCUGCUGGAGCUUGGGUCUGUUGAUGCGGGACAUUCGGGCACCUACCAGUGCAUGGCCACAAACCAGCUGGGACAGGACGGGCACCGCGUGUUCCGGGCACUCAGCCCAGAGCUGACCCUGGAGGUGACACCUGGCUUACCCUGGGCCACAGGGCCCCCCGGAUCCCCGCCCCCCCCAGAGGCGGGGGAGGUGCUGUACACCCAUGUCAUGGUCACCAAGAGGGCAGGGGCGUCCCCCCGUGCCACCACCCUCCAGGAUUCCAGGGUGACCUACGCAGAGCUGUGGGGACCCCAGAAGCGACCACAGGAACCUGGUGACAUCUACGGGAAUGUGCUGUGA